This is a messenger RNA of Oppia nitens, 5407 nucleotides long. It is a transcript of the gene Chd1, whose product is annotated as chromodomain-helicase-DNA-binding protein 1-like. NCBI's taxonomy places the organism in Eukaryota, Metazoa, Arthropoda, Arachnida, Sarcoptiformes, Oppiidae. The coding region runs from base 185 to 5326 and encodes 1713 amino acids. The transcript is spliced from 7 exons. Gene Ontology annotation, biological process: regulation of transcription by RNA polymerase II; nucleosome organization. The record is from RefSeq and is a predicted model, not a curated record. Gene Ontology annotation, molecular function: ATP-dependent chromatin remodeler activity; DNA binding; chromatin binding. Gene Ontology annotation, cellular component: chromatin; nucleus.
AAGGACUGUUUAGAGCCCAAUGGCGUAACACUCGCGAGUAAUGGGACUCAUCUGUCACUGAAAUUGAUCCCAAAAAAAGAAGAAAUAAAAGACAUGUUUGUGUUAUGCCAUUGUCCGCAACAAUGUCAGCAUAGAUAUCAUACAACAACAACAACAACAACAACAACAAGUGUUGUCCGUAUUUAUGAUACAUGAAGUCUAUUACCAUUUACUUGUAUUUGACAGGGCAAUGAAGUCAUCAAAUGAGUUGAACGAAAGUUCCGGUGAAUCGGAAGACACUGAAGAAGGAACCAGCGAUGAUAAAAGCAGUUCCGAUAAUAAUAGUAAACCGGAUGACAAUAAGUCUUCAUCUGACUCUUCGUCCUCGUCUUCUUCUUCUACUGAACAAGAAGAAGAAGAGGAACAGAGCAGUGAUGACGAUAAGGCAUCAAACAAACGCAGAGCACCUCAACAGAGGCAAACCAGAUCAAGAACUGGUGGCCGACAAUGCAAUAAUGGAAAGAAUAAGAAAGUGGUGGCCAGUUCUUCAUCAGAUAGCGAAAGUGAUUGGGAAAACAAUAGCAAACAAAGUAAGUCAAAAGGAAAGACAAGAGGACGACAACAGCAAAAGGUUUCAUAUAAGGAACACAGCGAUCACACAGACUCUGAUGAUCUCAUCGAAGUCGAUAAUACCAACUUAGAGGUGGAAGAAGAUACCGGUGAGACCAUUGAACGUAUACUCGAUCACCGUAUGGGCAAAAAGGGUGCCUCAGGCGCUGCGACCACACCCUAUCAGAUCGAAAUCGAUGGCGAUCCCAAUGAUCCGGAUGCUGUCGAAAAGGAACCACAGUUUCUGAUUAAAUGGAAAGGAUGGUCACAUUUGCACAAUACCUGGGAAUCAGAAGAAUCUCUUAAGGAGGUUAAAGCCAAAGGCAUUAAAAAAGUAGAGAAUUAUCUGAAACGAGAAGACGAACUGAAAAUAUGGCGUGAAACCACUGCCAAUCCCGAAGACAUCGACUAUUUCGACUGUCAAGAGGAGAUGGCCACACAAUUACGACAUCUUCAUCUGAAUAUCGAACGAAUUAUUGCCAGUCAACAGCAGAAGAAUAGCGGUUCCGAACAGCCCGAGUAUCUGUGUAAAUGGGAAGGUCUGCCCUAUAUUGAGUGUACGUGGGAAGACGGUUCCCUAAUCGACAAGAAGUUUUCCCAUCAUAUCGACGAAUUCAAUCGGCGGCAAAAGUCUCAACGAAUACCGACCAAAACGUGUCGUGUACUCAAACAGCGGCCAAAGUUUGUCAGCCUAAAAGCCCAACCCGACUAUAUUGGUGGCCCUAAUCAGCUCGAGCUUCGGGACUAUCAAUUGGAUGGAUUGAAUUGGUUGGCCCAUUCCUGGUCGAAACAAAACGGUGUGAUAUUAGCCGACGAAAUGGGUUUGGGAAAGACAAUCCAAACUAUCAGUUUCCUGACCUAUCUGUUCAAUCAGCACAGUCUGUACGGACCAUUUCUAUUAGUAAUACCAUUGUCGACAAUGGCUUCGUGGCAGAAAGAGUUUGAACAGUGGGCACCCGAACUCAAUGUUGUUGUUUAUUUGGGUGACGUUGGCAGCCGUAAUAUGAUCCGUUCGUACGAAUGGUGUCAUCCGGGAAACAAACGACUCAAAUUCAAUGUACUAUUGACCACAUAUGAGAUUCUAUUAAAAGACAAGAGCUUUCUGGGAGCAGUCAGUUGGGCUGUUCUCGGCGUAGAUGAAGCUCAUCGGCUCAAGAAUGAUGACUCACUUUUAUAUAAAACAUUGUUUGAAUUUGACACAAAUCAUCGGUUACUUAUAACUGGUACACCAUUACAAAACUCUUUGCGCGAAUUGUGGGCAUUACUUCAUUUUAUUAAUCACGAAAAAUUUGAUUCGUGGGCCAACUUCGAAGCCGAACACAAAGACAGCGAUAACAAAGGCUAUUCAAAAUUACAUAAACAAUUAGAACUGUUUCUACUAAGACGUGUUAAAAAAGAUGUCGAAAAGUCAUUGCCGGCCAAAGUCGAGCAAAUACUUCGAGUCGAGAUGACAUCCAUUCAAAAACAAUACUAUAAAUGGAUUUUAACGAAAAACUACAGAGCGUUGACCAAAGGCCUCAAAGGCAGUCUUAGCGGUUUUGCCAAUAUUAUGAUGGAAUUGAAGAAGUGUUGCAAUCACGCAAGUCUUGUCCGACCAGUCGAUGAUUUGACUCAUUUGGAACCAUUGCAGCGAUUAAUUCGCGGUUCCGGUAAACUCUUACUACUCGACAAACUGUUGUGCAGACUUCGUGAAACUGGUCAUCGAGUGUUAAUAUUUUCACAAAUGGUCCGAAUGUUAGACAUUUUAGGUGAAUAUCUAUCAUACAGAAGGUUUCCAUAUCAACGACUCGAUGGAUCCAUUAGAGGAGAGAUUCGUAAACAAGCAUUGGAUCACUUCAAUGCCGACGGAUCUCCUGAUUUUUGUUUUUUACUGUCCACUCGUGCCGGAGGCCUCGGCAUUAAUUUGGCCACUGCCGAUACUGUGAUUAUAUUUGAUUCCGAUUGGAAUCCGCAAAAUGAUCUUCAAGCCCAGGCCAGGGCUCACCGAAUUGGCCAAAAAAAUCAGGUGAAUAUCUAUAGGUUAGUGACAAAAGGCAGUGUCGAAGAAGAUAUUAUUGAGCGGGCGAAGAGAAAAAUGGUUUUAGACCAUCUGGUCAUACAGAGAAUGGACACUACGGGUAGAACAGUAUUGUCGAAGGGAGCAGAUUCGCGAUCUAAUUCAACGCCGUUUAAUAAGGAAGAGUUGACAGCUAUUAUUAAAUUCGGUGCCGAAGAUCUUUUCAAAGAUAAUGAAGAAGAUGGCGAUGAUCUUCAAUGUGAUAUCGACGAGAUUUUGCGCAGAGCCGAGACUCGCGAAGAGACUGAUGAAGGCCCGCAUACGGUGGGCAACGAACUGUUGUCGGCCUUCAAAAUGGCCAGUUUUAACUUCAACGAAGACGACGACGUCAGUGCAUUGAGUUCGCACUCUCCUCGUGUCGACGCAAACAACGAUACGACUAACAGGGAUAAGGAUUGGGAUGAUAUUAUACCUGAAGCCGAUCGCCUGAAAAUCGAAGAAGAGGAGCGACAAAAGGAAAAUCUUGAAAUGUUUUUACCGCCAAGAAAUCGUAACAAAGCUCAACAACCCGGACAACAUUCGGAUAGCGGUGAAGAGUACGAUCCCAACAGAUUGAAAGAUAAAGAUGAUGGAAGUGAUGACUCGGAUAACGACGGUAAACCUAAAAGCAGACGCGGCCGACCAAAGGCUGGAUCUAAGGAUUCGAUGCAAGGUUUUACCGAAGUAGAGCUUCGGAAGUUUAUUAAGAGUUUCAAGAAAUUUUCAAAACCUAUGUUGAGAUUGGAAUCGAUAGCCAUCGACGCCGAACUCCAAGAGAAGCCAAUGGCUGAUCUCAAGCGAAUUGCAGAGAUAUUACAAACGGGUUGUGAGAAUGCAGUCAAAGAGCACAACGAAAAGCUGAUCAAUGAGAAGGACAACGAAGAGAAUCAGGCUGUAGUGAUCGUCAGCAAGAAGAACAACAGAGGACCUAACUUUAGGUUAGGAGCUGUGACUGUAUUUCCGAAGAAUAUCCUUUCGUGUCAGAAGGAGUUGGAACCGUUGGACAUACUGUUGCCGCCGACUCUCGAGGAGAAGAAAAGAUGGCUAUUACAAGGAAAAGUGAAGGCUGCGCACUGGGAUGUCUUAUGGGAUAUUGAAGACGACUCGCGACUGUUAGCCGGCGUUCAUGAGUAUGGGUUCGGCAGUUGGGAAGCCAUCAAAAUGGAUCCGUCCUAUGGUUUAGCAGAUAAAAUUUUGUCCGACGGUAACCAAACGCCGCAAUCAAAACAAUUGCAGACAAGAGUCGAGUAUUUACUGAAGUUUAUGCAAAAGCUGUUAAUAGCUCAGCGACUGCAAGACGAGGCACAGAAACCACGACUGAAGAAGCAAACAAAAGCCAAAAUCGAUGGCAAAACUAAAGGUUCGAUUGAUUCCAAAGGAGGUAACGAUUCCAAGAGUAGUAAGAAACACAACAAAUCCGAUAAAAAGACAAAAUCGGAUAAAAAGAGUAAUAAAGAACAUAAAAAAGAUAAGAAAGAAAAGAAAAAGAAAAAACGCGAUUCAGAUGGCAAAGGAAGCGGCGGAGGAGGUCUGUCGUCGGUGUUGAGCGAAAUUACCGACGAUUUAGAACCGAAGAUAUUCGAAGAAUGCAAGGAAAAGAUGAGACCCGUAAAGAAAUCGCUGAAAGCAUUAGAUAAACCAGAUCUUAGUCUAACGAAAUCCCAACAGAAGACAAAUGAAAGUCAAUUGUUGUCAGCAAUUGGCGCCCGAAUUGAUGAGUGUUUGCGUGAGUUAGCGUCCGAUUCAACCAAAGCUCGCGAAUGGCGUAACUAUUUGUGGACUUUUGUGUCGAAAUUUACUGAAUAUCCGCCAAAGAAAUUGUAUAAACUUUACAAACGAUUAAAUAAAGACAAACAAAAGGAUUCGGACGGCGGCGGUACUGCCGGUGGCGGACACAGUUCACGACGUGACAGACACGACAAACAUUUCAAUAGUAAAUCAUCGCUGAAUAGUAGUCCACACAACACGACUAGUAGUGGUGGUUAUCCGCCUAUAAAACGAGAAUCUUCUGCUGAUUAUAUGAUGUCCAAUAAGAUGAUAAAACGUGAAGACUAUGCGUCAUACGAUUUGAAAGCUUCCAACAAUAUGUAUGGAAGUAGUGGUAGCGGUGGCGGCGGCGGCGCAAACACUCAAAACUAUCGGAACCAUUCGUGGAAUAAUAAACACGACACGAAUACGUCACGUCCGAUGCCUUAUGAUCGAAGACCACCGCCCGAUCACUACUCGAAGCCGAAAUAUAGUGACCAGACUGACCGUAAACCAUAUAAUAAUAAUUACUCUAACGAUCGCUGGUAUUCAACACAACAAAAUUCAUCGCAAGGUCUCCAGCAUUCGAGUUCAUACGGUGGUAGCAGUAGUAGUCAUUCGCAUACACUUCCGCCGGUUAUGGGCGCCAGUCGUAGUCAUCAACAACAACAACCAUAUGAACAACAGUACGAACAUCACAACUACUCUCACAGUAAAGUAAUUGUUCCCAUCAAUCAACCUAACAGUCAAUAUCAGUCAUCGUCAUUGUCGUCUUCAUCAAACAACUCAUCCAACUAUUUGGGAUCAUAUUCUAACAGUCCUCGAGAUAGUCAGCCAUCCGGUUAUCAACGAAAUCAGAUUAACGAUAGCCAUAAUAAUAAUAAUAAUAAUACUAAUAAUAAUAGCCGCAGAAGUUUUGGUCACAAUAGCGACGGAAAGACAUCAUUGAAUCGAUGACUAGAAAACAACUCUCAAUAAUGAAUAAUAAUAAUUAUUUUAAUAAUAGUAAUAAUAAUGAGACUCUAAUUAUUUGAUAAC